UCAAGAAUUUCUGUCAAUUUGACAGUUUAAUCAAUUCAUUCGAAACAUUUCAACCACAGAAGUUUAAUUUAGAAAUCCCCGAAAAGUGCUCAGCAAAGGCGUCACAAUGGAAAGGAUAACAUUAAACUGCGACUCCAAUAGGACUUUGAGUCAGACCAUGUCCCUCGAUGCAAUAGCGGCCAUCAAGGCCAAGCGUCUGGCCAAAAAGCGUAGCGCCAGGGAGCAGCCCGAGGGUGUAGAGUCCAUUGCCGAUAAACGCAAGAAGCGGGAGACACGCGAGGCGGACGAGGAGCACAAGGCAUGGGUGGUGCGGGAGGCAAAGAAGCGGUGGCGUGUGGAGAAACCACUCAGCCAAAUGAACGGCACAACAGAUAUGUCGUGUGGGCUGGAUCUAUUGGCAGAGGUCUACAACGCGAAGAGACGUCGCUUGCGGCGGCAUCUGCCUAGGGAGAAGGUGGCGAUACCAUUGGCUGGGCAACGCACUGCCAAAAAACAUAAAAAGAAACGAAAGGCCAAGGCUCGGGGAUUCAAGGAAGCCGCCAAGAAAGCUGAUAUCUCCGUUGGCGAUCAUUCUUCGGAGGAAAUGUCUGAAAUCCUUCGGUCAUCUCCCUCCAACGACGCUCGAGCUAAGAAAACAGUCAAAUCCAAGGAUUCCGAUGAGAGGAAGCCGGCCCAAGAAGCCAGCUGGCAAGACCGUAGUCGAAUCACCAGCUAAGCGACAUCGUAAGCGAGAGAGGAAGUCAAAGUCUGCGUCCAAAGGUCAGCCCAAGGUCGUCACACCAAUGACUGCGACUCCCACGCCCAGCAACAAUCCGAUGACUGCCCCCCGAGUGCGGGCUUGCAAGCUGAUCGAGGUGCCUAUUGUGUCGCCAGAGCUGGAGACGCUGCCCAGAUACAGCCGCUACGCCCAGGAGAAGUUCCUCAUGCCCGUGGCCAUUCCGGGCCAAACGGACCUGGGCAUCAAUACGUUGGGCAGCAACCUCAACAAGAAGUCGGGCACACGCGAGAGCGUCGUCCGUGAAGGGAUAAGGGCAAGAUAUAACUCGACCAUCGAGCGUCCGAUUAGAACUGUAACGCGCUUCUCGCGCAGACCCAUCAUUGUGGUGCCACAGGCGAUGAGCAGCCUAAUCACCUUGCACAAUGCCAAGGAAUUGCUGGAGCAAUUGCACUUUGUGCAGCCGGAAAUGCAGCGGCCAUUGGGCACUCUACGGCCGGAGGAGGUUGCCAUUGAACGUGAGUUUUCGGAUGGCAAGCUCAAGAAGUAUCGGAUCAUUGACAAUGUGUCCAAGCUGUGCCCCGACGAGUGGCAGCGUGUGAUUGCUGUCUUCGCCCUGGGCCCACACUGGCAGUUCAAGGGCUGGCCCUGGCAUGGCGAUGCCGCUGUUAUUUUUCACAAAGUGUGCGCCUUUCACUUGUACUACAAGGAUGUGGGCGUGCACAAGGAUCUGCUGAAUAUGGAAAUUAAUUCGCUGGAAAUAUCAAAGAACGAGCCGCACACCCACAGCAGCAUUUUGAUGCAGUUCUGGGCCACAUUGGACAAGUACGUGCGAACGCAAGGCCAGUUUUCGUUUUUGGUAAAGGAGCGGGUAUACUUUCCCGAAUAAAGCACAGAGAGAGAGAGAGAUCAUACAAGUCUUUAAGCUCCCUGGGGUGCAUUUUAUUCUAAUUGUUUUGCCUUGUUUGCAUUUUUUGUUUGUGUUUUGUGCAUUGAACAAUUGAAACAAAUAAAUGGAAGA
Drosophila obscura is the source of this 1736-nucleotide messenger RNA. RefSeq names its product parafibromin. Lineage: Eukaryota; Metazoa; Arthropoda; Insecta; Diptera; Drosophilidae. The coding region runs from base 657 to 1604 and encodes 315 amino acids. Gene Ontology annotation, cellular component: Cdc73/Paf1 complex. Gene Ontology annotation, biological process: transcription elongation by RNA polymerase II; positive regulation of transcription elongation by RNA polymerase II. The transcript has 3 exons. The record is from RefSeq and is a predicted model, not a curated record. Gene Ontology annotation, molecular function: RNA polymerase II complex binding.